AUGGCAGGCCUCUGGCUUUGGGGGCUGGCUCUGCUGGCCUUGCCAGGUUGGAUCCUUGGAGCAUCCUUAGCCUCCAGAUGUCCAGGAGCUUGUGACACYGGGGUCCCAGAAGGCCUCACCUCUGAAGAGACCCAGGUGUCCUGGGACAAGGACAUCCCUGCGAUUAACCAAGGGCUCAUCCCGGAGGAGACCCCAGACAGCAGCUUCCUGGUGGAGGGGGACAUCAUCCGGCCGAGUCCCUUUCGACUAUUGUCAGUGACCAGCAACAAGUGGCCCAAGAGUGCCAGCGGUGCCGUGGAGGUCCCCUUCCUGCUCUCCAGCAAGUAUGAUGAGCCCAGCCGCCAGGUCAUCCUGGAGGCGCUGGAGGAGUUCGAACGCGUCACCUGCAUCAGGUUUGUCACCUACCAGGGCCAGAGAGACUUCAUCUCCAUCAUCCCCAUGUCGGGGUGCUUCUCGGGUGUGGGGCGCAGCGGAGGAAUGCAGGUGGUGUCCCUGGCGCCCGCCUGUCUCCGGAGAGGCCGGGGGAUCGUCCUGCAUGAGCUCAUGCAUGUGCUGGGCUUCUGGCAUGAGCACUCGCGGGCCGACCGGGAUAACUACAUCCGCGUCAACUGGAACGAGAUCCUGCCAGGCUUUGAAAUCAACUUCAUCAAAUCUCGGAGCAGCAACAUGCUGGCGCCCUAUGACUACUCGUCGGUGCUGCACUACGGGAGGCUGGCCUUCAGCCGGCGUGGGCAGCCUACCAUCACACCACUCUGGGCCCCCAGUGUCCACAUUGGCCAGCGAUGGAACCUCAGUGCCUCAGAUAUCACACGAGUCCGCAGGCUCUAUGACUGCAGCCCAAGUGUCCCCGAGUCCCAAGGGAGAGGGUUCCAGGAGGACAGCGAUAGUCGGAGUCCCACCCCCGACUCCAGGCCACACCUGCAAAGGCUUCUGGAGGCACUGUUGGCGGGACCCAGGAGCCCUGAUACCCACSGCCUGAGGCCUGGAGGACAGCGUGUAGCUGCCGGGUCUGUGGAGAGCCCACACAGUGGGCAGCUCCCUGCCUGGAGGCAGCUCCAUGUGGAGGCCUUGGCGAGACCCCCCCAGACCCUGGCUGCUUCCCCAGGCCCCGCAGCAGGAGCGCCUGGCAUUGCUCUAGAGCAGCCCUGGCUGGCCCCAGAGGCCACCAUACACCCACUCCCAGAGGCCAGAGACCAGCCAGCGUCUGCUCUGGGGAGCCCAGCUCUGCCAGGGGACUAUGUCCCCAGAAGUCCCUUCAGAGGAAUGUCCAGAGAUUGA
Molecule: messenger RNA, 1278 nt
Organism: Urocitellus parryii (Arctic ground squirrel)
Lineage: Eukaryota; Metazoa; Chordata; Mammalia; Rodentia; Sciuridae
Gene: Astl
Product: astacin like metalloendopeptidase
Biological process (GO): proteolysis
Molecular function (GO): zinc ion binding; metalloendopeptidase activity
Source: RefSeq, a predicted model, not a curated record